Messenger RNA from Paramacrobiotus metropolitanus, 894 nucleotides. RefSeq lists its product as uncharacterized. NCBI's taxonomy places the organism in Eukaryota, Metazoa, Tardigrada, Eutardigrada, Parachela, Macrobiotidae. The record is from RefSeq and is a predicted model, not a curated record. The transcript is spliced from 3 exons. The coding region runs from base 157 to 600 and encodes 147 amino acids.
ACGGUCUCUUAUACACUGGCCAAUGUAGGUACAGUAUAGGAGUCUGAUGUGGUUGAGCCUGAUUAUUUAUGACUUUUAUUUGGAAAACAAAACCUAUCCCGGAAGCUUAUUCCACGAAGGUCAGGGGUACGGGUUAUAAUUAUUUGCGGCGACAACAUGGAUCGUUACCAGAAGAUUUCGAUUGUGUUGUGCCGGGUUUGGAUUGUAAUUAAUAUCGUGGUGACCGUGGCAUCGGCCCGAACGUUAUUACCGUACGCAUCGGGACGGACAUCGUCGACCGCCGAGGAGCCAGCGCCGGGCGGCGAUGAAUACAUGCAACUGUCGAAAGAGGAACCCUUGUUUCUCACUAUGCACGAGAGCAAUCGCCCUGAACGACUGCUAUUGAAAAGGAUGUAUGCCGAUGUGGCCGGGCAACUGGAGGAAAUGGCGCCUGAUUUCAAAGACUGUGCCACGCCUAAACCGAAAAGAAACAAUCUGUGGUCGUACUGUGCUGCACUGGGAUUUCGCCGCCGUAAGGACGCCAAUGCCAAGUGCAUGAAUGUCAUGGCGCGGGUGUUGCGUAGUUGCGAACAAGAACGUGAGCAGGUGGCCGAGACCUAAAGACUUGAGGAAAAUCAAGCAAACCCAUGGUGAAUUUCAUUCAUCCAGCGUUUUCGUAUGACUCUUUGUAAUAUUUCCUCCUCCUAUCGUAUUUAUUUCAAUAUUUCGAUAUAUUAACGCCUUCAUCCUGCCGCACACAUGCAUAAAGCUGAACGAUACUAUUGUUGCAUAAUUUUUCGACAUGAAUCUGCAUUAUUCUGUUCAUAACCGUAGUCGUAAGCGGGCUCUUAAAGAAAUUAAUUAAAAUGGUAGUUAUGAAUGUGUACGCGAACAAUACGAACUGAUUAGAAAAUG